GCAUUUGUGAUCUCCACUCGAGGAGCCUCUUGCACCAAGAGUUUUCGUCACGGGCCACAUGUCCUGAGUGACACAUGAGUUAUUAUUGUAAUGCUAAUUAUUUGACAGUAUGCUCGACGACCUGAACACGGACCUGGAGAACACCGAAUCCAAGCUGGACUCAACAAUAAAGAAGGUCGCCAAAGUGCUUCAUAUGAACAAUGAUCGGCGCCAAUGGCUCGCGAUCGGUAUCCUAGUCGGCCUUUUAGUGAUAAUCCUAAUACUAUUCGUCAUAAUCUGAACUCUACUCAGUUGUAUUUAAGGCCAGUUUAGUUUAAGUGUAUCUAUGUAAAGGAUAUAUUUAUUCUUGUAUAAAGUAGAGGUAGAGCGGUCCCAUUGAUUAGAUAUACACGAGUACAGUAAAUAUGGGGAAUAUUCGAGGACCGAAGCUACCUGUGCUGAUGGUGGUAGAACAA
Messenger RNA from Diatraea saccharalis (sugarcane borer), 455 nucleotides. The record is from the annotation of a GenBank genome assembly. NCBI's taxonomy places the organism in Eukaryota, Metazoa, Arthropoda, Insecta, Lepidoptera, Crambidae.